AUGUUCAGCAAGAAGAAGAAACGCAUUGAAAUCUCUGCUCCCUCCAACUUCGAGCACCGCGUCCACACCGGCUACGACCAGCAAGAGCAGAAAUUCACAGGGCUGCCGCGGCAAUGGCAGGGUAUCAUCGAGGAGUCAGCCAAGCGCCCCAAGCCGCUGGUGGACCCCGUCUGCAUCACCGCCAUCCAGCACGGCUCGCAGAAGACCAUCGUGCGGGGCAGCAAAGCCGCCAAGGACGGCUCCCUGACCUGGCUGCUGGACGAGUUUGAGAACAUGUCCGUGUCCCGUUCCAAUUCUCUGCGCAGGGACAGCCCCCCCUUCCAGCCCCGCCGCGACCAGCUCUACCAGGAGAACGGCCUCUCCGAGGGCCCGGCCGCUGCCCGGCCGCACGAGGAUGCCAGCAGGAGCAAGGAGAAGAGCCGUCACGGGGCCAGGAGCGAGCUAGAGCAGGGCAAGGAGAGACCCCGGGAGAGGGAGGACCAGCGCGCCCACCACCACCACCACCAGCAGCCCCGCGGGGAGCCGGCUGCCCGGGUGGGGCGGCGGGAGCGCCCCGAGCCUGCCGACAAGCGCCCCAAAUCCACCUACGCCGGCGAGACCAGCCCGCAAUCCCCCCGGGACAAACGCCCGCUCUCCGGGCCCAAUAUCCGGACUCCCAACAUCCCCGUCUCUGAAGGGGUGAUGAAGACAGCUCAGCAGACGGGACGGCCUUUUAAUACCUACCCGCGGGCUGAGACCGACCCCGGCAGGGGCGCGGGUUCACAGGUCUCUCCCUCUUCCUCGCUCCUUCCAAGCCUGUCUAGCGCAAACCUUUCCUUCGGCAGCGCCCGGCCCCGCAGAGCACCGGCCGGGACGACCACAGGAGGUGGCAUCCAACGGGCCGGGCCACAGCAGCCCCGCUCGCCCCAACGUGAGCCCCAGCGUGUCUCCCACGAGCAAUUCCGGGCGGCCCUGCAGAUGGUGGUGGAUCCCGGAGAUCCUCGCACCUACCUGGACAACUUCAUCAAGAUCGGGGAGGGCUCCACCGGCAUCGUCUGCAUCGCCACUGUCAAGAGCACCGGCAAGCUGGUGGCCGUGAAGAAGAUGGACCUGCGCAAGCAGCAGCGGCGCGAGCUGCUCUUUAACGAGGUGGUGAUCAUGCGGGACUACCAGCACGAGAAUGUGGUGGAGAUGUACAACAGUUACCUGGUGGGUGACGAGCUCUGGGUGGUGAUGGAGUUUCUGGAGGGCGGUGCCUUGACCGACAUCGUCACGCACACCAGGAUGAACGAGGAGCAGAUCGCGGCCGUCUGCUUGGCCGUCCUGAAGGCCCUCUCCGUCCUCCACGCGCAGGGCGUCAUCCACCGCGACAUCAAGAGCGACUCCAUCCUCCUCACGCAUGACGGCAGGGUGAAACUCUCAGAUUUUGGGUUUUGCGCCCAAGUGAACAAGGAGGUGCCGCGACGGAAGUCGCUGGUGGGGACCCCGUACUGGAUGGCGCCGGAGCUCAUCUCCCGCCUGCCCUACGGCCCGGAGGUGGAUAUCUGGUCCCUGGGUGUGAUGGUUAUCGAGAUGGUCGACGGGGAGCCGCCCUAUUUUAAUGAGCCACCGCUAAAGGCUAUGAAAAUGAUCCGAGACAAUCUGCCCCCCAAACUGAAAAAUGUGCACAAGGUUUCACCCUCCCUCAAAGGUUUCCUCGACCGCAUGCUGGUGCGGGACCCGGUGCAGCGGGCCACCGCCAACGAACUCUUGAAGCACCCCUUCCUGGGCAAAGCUGGGCCCCCCUCCUGCAUCGUCCCCCUCAUGCGCCAAAACCGCAUGCGGUGA
Messenger RNA from Nipponia nippon (crested ibis), 1806 nucleotides. The record is from RefSeq and is a predicted model, not a curated record. Lineage: Eukaryota; Metazoa; Chordata; Aves; Pelecaniformes; Threskiornithidae.